CUUGACUGUCCAAUCGCUUUGUGCGGGAUAACUCGGCAGUGUAGCGGCUGGGCGAUUCUAAGAGGCCGGCGACUCUAAUCUGCUUUCGGGGUUUUCUACGGUUUUGAUUCCAAUAAGGGUAAUAAAAAGGGAGAAAAAAAUCUAGUGGAAAGCGCGAUUAACCAGCAGGUAACUAACGGAAGACAGCAUGAUAGCAGAAACUGAGAGUAUUGUAACAUAGGAAGAAUCUCCCAGCAGGUGAUGGAAAAACAGACUUUCACCUGAAGCAAGUUCUCUGAAAAACAAACCAGUCUUCAUCAGAGAAAUCUGAGACACAGCUACUAUAAUGGCUGAAUCUGAAGGGGGCAUUUCGCCCUCCUCAGUAUACAUUCAGCAUCAGUACAUGUGCAGUGAGUGUGGGCAGCUGUUCAACAUGCUGGAGGAAGUGCUGAUUCACCAGCAAAGUCACUUUGUUGGGGCUGAAGUCUAUGAGGAUGGAGCAAGUGGAGAGGCAGAAGAUUUGGAAGAAGAAAACAGUCCUCUGAUGGAAGAGGAAAAUACUGAAGGUGUUGAACAGGUUCAAAUUGCUGGACUUGCUGGGGUCCAUGAAAGCCAUUACCAGUGCCUGGAGUGCGGUCAGUUGUUGAUGUCACCUGAUGAACUACUUCAGCACCAGGAACUACACAUGAAGGAUGCACUUGCGAGUCAAGCUGCAGUUGAAGGCCUAGAUGAAGCAGCACAGAGUCAUUCUAAUAGCAGCAUCGGAGAAACUCAGCAAUCUACACAGCAGAUUCACUAUCAGUGCCUUGAGUGUCAGGCUUUGUUUGAUAGUCCAGACAUGUGGCUUGCUCAUCGACAAACUCAUACUAAACCACAACAGCAAAAAGUUGGUGGAUCUGCAGAAAGCCCUUCUGCUUCAACGGAUUCGGCUCCUCAACAUCAAGAAAUCUUGGUUCAGACAGAUGGCCCAGGAGGGCCCUUCUUCAAUUUACAAAAUCUUGUAUUAAGUGAGCAUCGCUAUGAAAGAGCAGGGGAAAUUCUAAGCCUGGCACAGGUAUUAGCCACACAGCAACAAACAGGCACUGUGCAACUUCAGAUCUGCUCGGCACAGGGCGGUGAAUCGAGAGGACUACUGCUUUCAUCACAAACAUUUUCAAAGUCUACAGGAUCAUCUGCUAACAGUGCCGCAACACCUUUAGCUGUGGAACAGACAAGUGGUUCUGUGAUUGCAUUGUCUGAUUCUGAACAUUCCUAUCAGAGAGCAACUGUUGGGACUUGCCUUGAUGAGGACGAUGAGCCAAUGCAGAUCCAUCCUUAUGAAUGCUCAGAGUGCGGUGCACUGUUUCAGACCCCUGAAGAAUUUCUAGAGCACCAAGGUGCUCACUUUUUGGAAGCUGAUAAAGAGAGUGGUGAGACAGUGAUGCCACCUGAAAUGAAUGGACAAGCAGCAGAAGAAGAGGAUGAUGAAGAGGAUGAAAGUGUGAUAGUGGUGACAGAGUCAGGAACAGGUAUCAUGGUCUUGGACAGUAGUUCUAAACGUGGUAGCAGUGCCUUCCAUGAAGUGCUCUCAAGGCAGAAUGCUCAUCGUAGCCCCUACCAUCGUUGUAGUGACUGCAAGCUAGACUUCAGUUCUGCUGAAGAGUUGAGGCGGCAUCGACGUGCUGACCAUAUGCGUGAGGAAUUUCGCUGUCCUGAAUGUCAACGUCUGUUCACCUCGGCUAAUCGGCUUGCUGCUCACAGGAAGGUACACAUUGAUGGGACACAUGAAUGCCCAGAAUGUUCAAAGGUGUUCAAGAAGGCUGCCUCUCUGGAGCAACAUGCUCGGGUUCACAGUGGGGAGGCACUGUAUCUUUGUGUCGACUGUGGACUUGGCUUUGCCACUGAAAUGACUCUUAUUGUUCACAGGAAGACGCAUACACCUGAACCUCUUCAUCGUUGCCAAUACUGUGCCAAGACCUUCACUAACAUGACCAAGUAUCUUUAUCAUAGAAGAACUCAUUCAGGGAAGAGUGGAACCCCUGCUGUAGUACCACAACCACCUUACAACCCUGUGUCCAGUGUUGCACAGCUUCCUGUUCGGAGGACAGUUACACAGUUACUGCAGCCAACACGGGUAGCAUUACCUGAUGGCUCCACUGAAUGUCGACAAACAAAGGAAGAAGCCAGCCGAACAGAGUCUGUCAAUGCCAUAUAUACUGAAGGUGCCACAGUGGAAAGCUGUUGCAGUCAGUUGAGUCCUGGAAAGCCAGAGGAGUCACAGGAAUGUUUGGUUAGUGUGCCAGUGACUUUGGAAAAUGGAAAUGCUGCUGUGAACGGUGUGCUUCAUGCGAGUCCUGAUGUUGUGCCAGAGGGAGAACAGAAUGCAAGUAAUCCACCAGGCACUGAAGGACUUGCUAGUACUACCGACGAAGAUAUACCCAAAGCUGAAGAAUCUUACCCUUGCCCACUGUGUCCAAAGUCUUUUCCUACACAGAUCCGGCUUGUUAGACAUAAACGUACAGUGCAUAUUUCUGAACGGAAAUUUAAAUGCAAUAUCUGUGGAAUGAGUUUUAAGAAACAGGUGCAUGUUAAAAACCACCUACGUACCCACACUGGAGAGAGACCUUAUCAAUGCAGCGAAUGUGGUAAGACCUUCUCUUCUUUAGCUAACCUUACAAGACACAAUUUUACCCAUACUGGACAACGCCCAUAUACUUGUGAAGUGUGCCAAAAGACAUUUACACAGUCCUCAAACCUGCAACAGCACAGGCUUUCCCACUCUUCCACUGCACCAUUCUCCUGUAGUGAAUGUGGGCCUUUCACCCGCCCUUCAAAGCUUGCAUCUCAUCGAUAUCAGCACACAGGAGAACUCCCUUAUAAGUGCUCUGAAUGUGAUCGCUCUUUUCUGAAGAAGAGACUGUUAGAGCUCCAUAAAUUGUCACAUCAAGGAAAAGAACCAUACCACUGUGAUAAAUGUGGAAUAAUUUUUGCAAAUCCUUCCAAGUUGUCAGAACACCACUGUACUUCUACCCAGAGUGUACUAAAACAGAGUUUUGAGUGUACUGUCUGUGGAAAAAGGUUAAACUCUCCAGCCAAUUUGAGACUUCAUGAACUUGCUCACUCUGGGGUAAGACCCUUCAAAUGCUCACAGUGCCCUAAAGGGUUCACUAACAAAGGAAGCCUAAAUUUGCAUGAGCGUCGUCAUUGGGGGCUAAGUCCACAUAAAUGUGCACAGUGUGGAAAGUCUUUUGUUUCUGCCUCAGGGUUGGCCUUGCAUCAGCGCAUCCAUACAGGAGAACGACCCUACCCUUGCACCGAGUGUGGCAAGAGGUUUCGACAGGCCACUCAUCUUCGUGAGCAUUUGCGCACACACUCGGGUGAACGGCCUUUCCAAUGUGAAAUUUGUCAAAAAUGCUUUGUUCAGUCCAUGCACCUUGCGGAGCACAGACGCACUCACACUGGAGAGAGACCACACCAAUGCCCAGACUGUGGGAAAGCUUUUAAGACUUUUUCAAACUUGCGCUGCCAUCGGAAGACACAUGGGAAACAGAAAGGAAACCUUCCCCCUGAAACACAACAACACAUACAGCUUCAGGUACAGCAGCCACAGUCCCAAACACCAACCAUCAUGUGCACUGAAUUUGGGGACACAAUUGCCAUUAUUGAGACGUCUGAUUCCAGCAUCCCAAUUGUGGAAACCAUUGAAAUCUACCAGGCAGCUAUUGAGAGCAGCUUACAGCUGGACAACAUUACUGUAGAAAACAUGCAGCUUGACAAUAUCCAAGUCAACACCAUCAUGUAAAGGAUGUUGACUGAGUGGAGCAAGUACAGUGACCCAGCAACUCCGUCAGAGAAACUUUGUUAAUAAAUGACUCUGUUGGCUAGCAGAGCCCAUGACCAGCAGUUUAUACAGCUUCAUUUCUGUAAUUGCUUGUUGUUUUGGGUUUUUUGUAUAUUAAAUGUUCAAUAAAUGCAGUUUCAUGUA
Erpetoichthys calabaricus (reedfish) is the source of this 3943-nucleotide messenger RNA. RefSeq names its product zinc finger protein 526 (gene znf526). Gene Ontology annotation, biological process: regulation of transcription by RNA polymerase II. The record is from RefSeq and is a predicted model, not a curated record. Lineage: Eukaryota; Metazoa; Chordata; Cladistia; Polypteriformes; Polypteridae. Gene Ontology annotation, molecular function: DNA-binding transcription factor activity, RNA polymerase II-specific; RNA polymerase II cis-regulatory region sequence-specific DNA binding.